This is a messenger RNA of Menidia menidia (Atlantic silverside), 514 nucleotides long. Lineage: Eukaryota; Metazoa; Chordata; Actinopteri; Atheriniformes; Atherinopsidae. The record is from the annotation of a GenBank genome assembly.
AACUCAGACACGUUUUUUACAACCACAGCGACGAAGCCGGCAGGAAGACGGAUUCCGAGGAGCCACAAGUUACUUUAAACCGCCCAAGAAGGACUUACAGAAAAAAAGAAAUAUGCCUGGGGACAUUAACAAAGGCAAGAAGGCAUUUGUCCAGAAGUGUGCCCAGUGUCACACGGUUGAAGACGGUGGGAAGCAUAAGGUUGGACCUAACCUCUGGGGCCUGUUCGGGCGUAAAACGGGCCAGGCAGAGGGCUACUCUUACACAGACGCCAACAAGAGCAAAGGCAUUGUCUGGGAUGAUGAUACUCUGAUGAUUUACUUGGAGAACCCCAAGAAAUACAUUCCAGGAACAAAGAUGAUCUUUGCUGGCAUCAAAAAGAAAAAUGAGCGGACUGACCUCAUUGCAUACCUCAAGUCUGCGACUUCAUAAAGAGCUCUUCUUCUGUGCAGCUUUAACCAUCUUCACAUUUUGACAAACUGCUCAGGAAACCAGGAUUUUUUUUUUUUUUUUUUU